AUGACCUUCGCUCAAUGGCGGACCAAGAUAGAAGGAACUGCCUUGCGUCAGCCGUUCGUCGUUCAGGUUGGUAACCGGCUUCAGACUCGCAACUUGCACGUCAGUGGACGAACACCUGGCCUGGCGGCUGCUUUGCAGCCGUCAUCGUCAGUGGACGCGUACAAUAUGUGUCCGUUCGCAAUACGUCGGCUCCUGGUUAGCGCCGUGCUGUUAACGUACCUUAGUGUCACAGGUUGCUACGCUAAGCCACAGAAUAGUCCCGAAAGCCCUUACCAAGUCUCCAUAACCCAAGACCACCAUGAGACGUCAAAAACCGUGUGGUGGGCCUUGGGGAACGCCUCCCCAUCCGGGGCGGGGGAGGCGCCUCCGGAGCGCUGGGGCCCGGAGGCUUACUUCGCGUGGGUGUGGUCCCCGCUGCACACCGUCCUGGAGGCCGCGCGCCAACUCCCCACCCUCCCCGCCGGCGACGACGCGCCGCGCCUGGUGGCGGCCAGCGCACGAGGGCGCGGCGCGCCAGCGCCCUCUAGCAGGGAGCGGCUGGCGCGCGUCUGGUGGCUGAGGACGCGGCGCGGACUCCGCUGGCGGCGGGUGCGCUGCUGCACCACCUGGCGCGGCGGAACGGCGCGCGCGGCCCGUGGAGGCGAUGCUGGACGCUGGGGGACUCGUCCGCGUCGGCGAGCCACGGGGGACACCGCGCUCAGCUGGGCGGCGGGCCGGGGCCAGCACGCCGUUCCCGGCUUGCUGGCGCCGGCGCCGCCCCGACGCGGGGCGCCGUGCGCCGCACGCCGCUGCACGCCGCCCCGAGGAGGGCCAGGCGGAGGCGGUGCGCGCGUUGCUUGCGCGCCGGCGCGUUCGUAA
Messenger RNA from Gryllus bimaculatus (two-spotted cricket), 858 nucleotides. Lineage: Eukaryota; Metazoa; Arthropoda; Insecta; Orthoptera; Gryllidae. The record is from the annotation of a GenBank genome assembly.